Messenger RNA from Scophthalmus maximus (turbot), 3245 nucleotides. It is a transcript of the gene slc46a3, whose product is annotated as solute carrier family 46 member 3. Gene Ontology annotation, molecular function: transmembrane transporter activity. The coding region runs from base 183 to 1592 and encodes 469 amino acids. Gene Ontology annotation, biological process: vacuolar transmembrane transport. NCBI's taxonomy places the organism in Eukaryota, Metazoa, Chordata, Actinopteri, Pleuronectiformes, Scophthalmidae. The transcript has 6 exons. The record is from RefSeq and is a predicted model, not a curated record. Gene Ontology annotation, cellular component: lysosomal membrane.
GAGGGGCGGGACUUAUACCUUUCACAACAACAGUCAUACCGGAGCGGACACUUUGUGCACAAUGGAAGAGGAGCUGUGACCGAGCUCACAGCCGCCACGGACCUUCGCUGGUGUGAAUUUAGUGACAAAGAAAUGAUCGGGUCGUGUGUCUAAAACAGACGAGUACUGCGUUGGGGGUCAAAAUGAGGGGCCUUUUCCUUGUCGAGCCCGUGGUGGCCCUCUACGCUUUCUCCUGCUAUCUCAUCUUCCCUCUGGUGCAGCAGUAUGUGUACCGGAGACUCUGGGAGGAGCUGACAAACACCACCUACCCCGUCUCUGACAACGCAGCCAGAUGUGCGCAGAACAGCAGCAACCACUCCAGCUUCCAUACGGAGGUACAAAAACAGGCAUCUCUCUUCUCCCUCUACACGGAGCUCUUCUCGACGAUCCCCUCUCUGAUCGUCACCCUCAUGCUGGUGGCCUACAGCGACCACGGGGGACGCAAGAUCGCCAUAAUCAUGCCGCUGUUCGGCACGCUCAUCUACACCUUGGCCUUCCUGACAGUGUCCUACUUUGAGCUCAACAUCUACCUGCUCAUCGUCUCCUCGCUUCUCAGCUCCCUGUUUGGCGGCCUGGGCACCUUCCUCGGGGGCUGUUUCGCCUACAUAGCGGACCUGUGCGAGGACGGUCGCCAGAAGACGCUGCGCAUGGCCGGACUGGACAUGAUGAUCGGCCUGUUGGCGGGCGUGGCGGCGAUAUCAGCGGGCUACUUCCUGAGAGCUGCCGGGUUUAACUGGCCGUUCCUGACGUCGGCGUUGUGCCAGUGUUUGAUCCUGCUCUACACAAUUUUCGUCCUGGAAGAGACCGUGAAGAGGACUCCAUCUGAUUCCGUGACUCUGAACGGGCCUCCGCAGCGCUCAGCCCUGAAACAGAUGAUCUGUGGGAUCUAUGACAUGAUUACAGGUGCCAGCAGCAGGUGUAAAACCGUUUUGGUCCUCCUGAUGCUCAUCUUCACCAGCUUCUCCUUUGCCUAUGUGGGCGGGAUCUCCCUGGUGACACUGUAUGUGCUCGACGAACCGCUGUGCUGGACUGAGAUUUUGAUCGGCUACGGAUCUGCACUGUCCACCACCGUGUUCCUGAUCAGUUUUGCCGGAGUGUUGGCGUUCACGUACUGUGGUGUCCCGCAGCUGAUCAUCAUCCUGAUCGGGAUCCUGUCUGUCGUGUCAGGCAUGGUCCUUUUAGCAUUUACAAAGACCACUGUAAUGAUGUUCAUAGUGAAGGUUCCAAUGCUGCUGUCGAUCAUGCCUUUCCCCGUUCUGCGCUCCAUGAUGUCAAAGAUCAUCCCCAAGUCUGAGCAGGGGGCCCUGUUCGCCUGUCUCUCCUUUCUGGAGAGUUUAACCUACAAUGUCUCGACCGCGACCUUCAACAGUGUCUACGCCGCCACGGUGGCGUGGUACCCCGGCUUCAGCUUCCUGCUGGCCGCGGGCCUCUGCGUCGUCCCUUUGUUUGUCCUUGGGGUGGUGGCCGUGAUCGGAGUGGAUGUUGCCAAAGAGACCAAACCGCCUGAGACGGAUCCUGAGGAUCAGAACGACAACACGCCUCUUCUCAGCUGAGCCACAGGAACAUUGCCCAAUUAGUCCCCGAUGACUGAUUGUUUUUCCACUUUGAUCCGUUAAUAUCGCAGGUUGCAGAUUCAUCUCUGAGCUUUUGUUGCCGUGGUUUUGUGCUAAUAAACUUAGCCAGACUUUGUCGGAUACGGUAAAUGGACUGUCUUUGUAUAGCGAAUUUUUUCUAGUCCUAUAGUCCACUCAAUGCGCUUUACAGCACAAGUCACAUUCACACACAUUCAUACGGUGUGUGAAUGGAUGCUGCUAUUUACCGCGGUGUUUUUUCACUGAGCUGACUGUGACAUUACUAAUAUUUUUUUAAAGGUUUUACGGUGCGGUCGGAUUUGCAGUUCUACAAAUAUUUGUGUUCACAGUUCCAGUUAUGAACUGGUUUGGAUCUGUGAUACUUUCUGCCUCGUUGUCUUUGCAAAGAGCUCCGCUGGCACCAACUAUGCAAUGUGACGCAAAUUUUGUUCACUAUAUCAAGUUGCUCGUAUCUUUCAAACACCUCCAAUAUUUAUGCAUUUGGUGUACCCCACAGUAAGUGGUGUAAGAAUAAACAAAAUGAUCGCAGACAUAUAAACAUGAAAUUAUAUCAAACUAAUCAAAACCAUGAAACGGGUAAACCAAAGAGGGAGGGAAGGGCCAACUACUCUAAGCUGGGUUUUAAUAUGAGUAAAUAUGCAGGGCUUUAUUUUUUUUAUCAUAGCCACCGCACAGAUGAUAAAAUCUUCUGUGUAAUGUGUUGAGACUCAUUCCAUAUGUGUUAUCAUAGAGGUAUGAUCGGAAACACUGGGAGAUGUUAGAAGUGCAAAUAAUUCCUGGAAAUCAAAUGAGAAAUGUUUCCUUUUCCUUUUCAUAAAUCAGGUGUUUUUGCAGGGAGACUUUUAUAUUGAUGGAAAUAAUUCUUACUAAUUAGACAAUCCAGUUGAUAAGAAUAUGCAGUGUUUGUUGUGUUGAGUUUGGAAUGUCAAAAUGAAGGGAAACUGAACAAAUGAAGAUUUGAAAAUCAAAGUUUGACAUGUGUCUUAAAUACUUCACAUAUUCAGAAGAGUAUAAAAAAAAAGCAGACUUUGAGAAUACUGGGACACGAUCGAUCGCAGCGCAGUCGCAGUUUUAAGACAAGGUUGUUUAAAAAAAUAUAUUUCACCUUAAAGAAGGAGAGUUUGUUUUCUCUCCCCGCACAGAAUAUAACCCUUAGGGUGUCUGCGAGGUGAUGAGUUCUGGGCUUGGCUCCUAUUUAAAUUUAUAUUCUAGGUUUUGAUAGAAAUGUAUGUUAACUACUUAAAAUUGAGGUCAGGAAAAGACCUGUUAAAGUGAUGCUGUCUUUUCUAGUAUUGACCACUAGAUGUCCCUCUUGGUCCAGGUAAACUAUGACAGUGUAAAAGUGUGUGUAUAAUACAGUGUGUAUAUAUAUAUAUAUAAUACUCUCUUUACUUUCUCAUUAUCCAUUCUGCAGCAGAUUGUACAAGACAAGAGCAGUGUAACUACUUUGUUCAGUAGAUUCUGAGUUUUUUUUCAUAUGUCACAAAGGGACUAUUGACAAUUCUGUGCUCAUCCCUGGAACCUCAGUAAGUUGUUGAUUUAAUGAUCCGAUAAACACUGAAAAAUUGUCUCAACUCAAUGUUAUGAUCCCCAAUAAAGUACACGUGACACUGA